Molecule: messenger RNA, 2070 nt
Organism: Gossypium raimondii (Peruvian cotton)
Lineage: Eukaryota; Viridiplantae; Streptophyta; Magnoliopsida; Malvales; Malvaceae
Exons: 8
Coding region: 84-1826 (580 amino acids)
Biological process (GO): DNA-templated transcription
Molecular function (GO): chromatin binding
Source: RefSeq, a predicted model, not a curated record
UUUUUUCAAUUUUGUAGUAAUUUUAAUCUCAUUUAAAAACCUCUUGAAAAACACCCGAAAAAAAAAAACAGCCUUUGUCCGAAAUGGGAAACCGAAGGUUCGCUCAGGUAUCCACUAGCGACGAUGAGGACGAAGUUCCGAUACGUACCCGACGGUCCCGGCCGGAAGAUACCAAGCAAGAAAGGAAAAGGAAGAAAAUGAAGCUACUAGAAGAGGAUGAUGAAGAGGAAGAAGAGAGGGCAUUGAAGAAAACGAAGAAGAAUAAGAAAAAGCGAGAUGACGACACGGAGGAAGAAGAAGAAGAACCAGAGGAAGAAGAGGAACCAGAGGAAGAAGGAGUUCAAGAGGAUGCGAAGCCAAUAGGGGAAGCUGUUAGGGUUUCUGGGAAAGGAAGAGGAAGGAGGAGUCAUUAUGAAGCUUUUGAGUUUGAUGGCAACCGAUAUGAUCUCGAGGAUCCAGUUCUUUUAGUUCCCGAAGAUCAGGAGCAGAAGCCUUAUGUGGCAAUCAUUAAGGACAUUAGUCAGACUAAGGAUGGGAGCAUUAUGGUUACUGGCCAGUGGUUUUAUCGCCCUGAAGAGGCUGAGAAAAAAGGUGGUGGAAGCUGGCAAUCACGUGAUACCAGAGAGCUGUUUUAUAGUUUCCAUAGGGAUGAGGUUCCAGCUGAAUCUGUGAUGCACAAGUGUGUAGUGCACUUUGUUCCCAUACAUAAGCAACAUCCAAACCGUAAACAGCAUCCAGGUUUUAUUGUGCAAAGAGUUUAUGACACUGUAGAGCGGAAACUUUGGAAGCUAACUGAUAAAGAUUAUGAGGAUAGUAAACAGCAUGAGAUUGAUCUACUUGUUCAGAAAACUUUAUCACGUUUGGGAGAUCUCCCUGACCUUGAGAUGGAUGCUGCUGCUGCAGUUGUUGAUCAGGAAGAGCAAUUGAAAGCUAAAAGAACACUCAGGAAAAAGAACAUUUCACCUCUUGAUGUUACGAGGAACGAUGAAGGAACUACAAGGUCUGAUCAACAUAUGAAAGCUGAAACUCCUGGAAGCUGUACAAGUAAUACCACUGAAUACUACACUAUUUUGUCAAAGGCUAACGUGCUAACUGGAGUAACCCAUCGUGAUAAGUGGAUGGAGAGGCUUCUCCAAGCAGUUCAAUACAUGUGUAGUUCUCCUGAUAGCGUGCAUAAUGAUGACAAAGUAAAAGGUGGUUCUGAUAGCUUGGAACCUGAAAGAGGCGCUAAGAGUUCAGGAACUGCAAAUGGAUCACAAGAGAAGAGUUCAAAUGCUGGCAAGUCUUUUCAGUGGCCAGAUGCUGCUGUUGCUGCUGUAACUGCACUCGAGAAGGCCUCACAUGAUGCUUUUUCACCUGACAUGAAAUAUAACCAGAAGUUACGGCAACUUAUGUUCAACCUGAAGAACAAUCCGUUGCUCGCUCGACGUCUACUAAAUGGAGAAUUGGAACCUUCAACAAUACUUAACAUGACACCUGCUGAGUUAAAGGAGGGUUUAACUGCUGAAGAGACAGCAAAAAAAGAGCCCGAUGAAUCAGAGCGCAUGCAGAUGACUGAUGCUCGGUGCUCAAGAUGCAAUGAAUUUAAAGUCUGUCUAAGGGACAUUAUCCAAGCAGGACAUGGAGAUCGCUACCAGUUGGAAUGUAUUGCAUGUGGAAAUUCCUGGUAUGCUUCUAGAGACGAGGCAUCUUCACUUACAAUAGAGCCAUCAUCAAGUUCUGCCAAGGGUGCUGGUUUGGGACAACCAGCCAUGGCGAAGCCUGAAAUUCCCGAGAAGAAGUCGGUUAGCCCCCGUGAAUCAGAAUCUACAAAAAAUGCGGAGUAAGGAGCAAAAUUGACCUUUGUACAGUUGAGUGUUUGCGUAUCAGUUAGACAUAGUCAUAUAUGUAUACAUCUAUAUAUUAAGGUUAGGUUAGUACUGAGAUUCCAGCAAAAGUUAUUGGUUUAUUCUCAAGCAUAAGCCAUGAUUUAGCUAGUAUUACUUUUAAAUAUCGGAAUUUAGUUCAGUUAGUUCUUGAAGUCACAUUACACCCCGAAAUCUAUUUACAAAAAAGUCCUUUGGCAGUUCA